This is a messenger RNA of Triticum turgidum subsp. durum (durum wheat), 1263 nucleotides long. Lineage: Eukaryota; Viridiplantae; Streptophyta; Magnoliopsida; Poales; Poaceae. The record is from the annotation of a GenBank genome assembly.
AUGGGGGCGACGGAGCCGCAGUGGGUGCUGAUGGCCACGGGGCGGUCGCCGACCAACAUCGCGGUGAUCAAGUACUGGGGGAAGCGGGACGAGGCGCUCAUCCUCCCCGUCAACGACAGCAUCAGCGUCACCCUCGACCCCGACCACCUCUCCGCCACCACCACCGUCGCUGCCAGCCCCGCAUUCCCAUCCGACCGCAUGUGGCUCAACGGCAAGGAGAUCUCAUUGUCGGGCGGGAGAUUCCAGAGCUGCCUGAGGGAGAUACGGAAGCGGGCUCGUGAUGUCGACAACGAGAAAAAGGGGAUCAAGAUCAAGAAAGAGGACUGGGAAAAGUUGCAUGUCCACAUAGCGUCCUACAACAACUUCCCAACCGCUGCCGGUUUGGCCUCUUCGGCUGCUGGCCUUGCUUGUCUUGUUUUCACCCUGGGGAAGCUAAUGAACGUGAAUGAAGAUUACGGAGAACUUUCUUCAAUAUGCAGGCAGGGGUCUGGAAGUGCAUGCCGCAGUAUAUAUGGUGGAUUUGUGAAAUGGUGUAUGGGAAAAAAUGACGACGGAAGUGACAGCAUGGCAGUACAGCUUGUUAACGAGUCACACUGGGAUGAUCUUGUUAUAAUCAUAGCAGUGGUCAGUUCAAAGCAGAAGGAAACCAGUAGCACCGGUGGGAUGCGAGACACUGUUGAAACAAGCCCCCUCUUGCAGUACAGGGCCCAGACUGUAGUGCCAAGUCGGAUAUUGAAAAUGGAAGAUGCUAUCAAGAAUCGUGAUUUUGAAUCCUUCGCCAGGUUAACUUGUGCCGAUAGUAACCAGUUUCAUGCUGUAUGUUUGGACACGAGUCCUCCCAUCUUCUACAUGAACGACACAUCACACAGGAUAAUUAGCCUUGUGGAAAAGUGGAAUCACUCGGAAGGAACACCACAGGUUGCCUACACAUUUGAUGCUGGGCCUAACGCUGUCCUAAUAGCACGGAACCGCAAAACUGCCACCCUUCUCCUUCAGAGGCUCUUAUACACUUUCCCCCCACAGGAGAAUGACUUGGACAGCUAUAUGCUCGGCGAUAAAUCGAUCCUAAGCGAUGCUGGUUUGCAAUCCAUAGCCGAUGUCGAGGCCCUUCCAGCGCCUCCGGAAAUGAAAGCUCCAAACCAAAAAUUCAAAGGUGAUGUUAGCUACUUCAUCUGUAGCAGGCCUGGGGCCGGCCCAAAAGUUCUCACCGAUGAGGGCCAUGCCUUGAUUGAUUCAGCCACGGGGCUUGCGAAAGGAGUGUAA